Messenger RNA from Humulus lupulus (European hop), 2077 nucleotides. RefSeq names its product L-gulonolactone oxidase 3. Gene Ontology annotation, cellular component: membrane. The coding region runs from base 42 to 1820 and encodes 592 amino acids. NCBI's taxonomy places the organism in Eukaryota, Viridiplantae, Streptophyta, Magnoliopsida, Rosales, Cannabaceae. Gene Ontology annotation, molecular function: FAD binding; D-arabinono-1,4-lactone oxidase activity. The transcript is spliced from 3 exons. The record is from RefSeq and is a predicted model, not a curated record.
UAUGUCAUUUUGGUGAAAAGUACAGCCAAAAUAAAAUAAUAAUGCAUACUCUAAUUUUGUGGCUCAUAGUUGGCAUCCUACUCGACCCGGGCACAAGGAGGUGGGCCGGUUCCGGUUCAACCACAGUCGCCAUGGUGCCGCCAGAUCCAAUUCAAUGCAAGGACCAGACCGGCUGCAUUCUCUCCAACUCCUACGGUAUCUGGGGAGACCGAAAGGACUGCCAUGUUCUAAACGUCACGUACCCAAAAACCGAAGAGGAGAUUCGGUUGGCCGUGGCCCAUGCAAACAGGAACAAACUCAAGGUCAAAGUGGUGUCCAAAUUCUCACACACCAUACCAAAACUGGCCUGCCCGGCCGCCGGACCAAAUUCCCUCAACUCUUUUCUUAUUAGUACCCAAAACUAUGAUUCCGGGAUCGAAAUCGACACGAAGAAUCUGGCGGUCACGGUGGAGUCCGGCGUCGGACUGCGGCGGCUGAUAGAUGAAGUUGAGCGAGUUGGACUGAGUUUGGUGGCUUCACCGUACUGGGAAGGCGUUAGUGUUGGUGGGCUUAUUAGUACUGGGGCACAUGGGAGCUCUUGGUGGGGAAAAGGUGGGGCCGUACAUGACCAUGUUAUUGGGGUUAGUAUGGUUGUUCCAGCCAAACCAUCAGAAGGGUACGCAAAGAUCAUCAAAAUAGAAGCCAGUGAUCCACUCCUUGAUGCAGCCAAAGUUUCUUUGGGAUUGUUGGGUGUUAUCUCUAAGGUAAAGUUCUCCCUAGAGAAGGGGUUUAAAAGAAGCAUAAGCUAUAACUUCACGGACGAUGGUGGCAUUGAGGACACAUUGUUGGACCAUGCAAAGAAAUAUGAAUUUGCAGACAUAACUUGGUAUCCAUCAAGGCAUAUAGCUGUAUACAGAUACGACAAUAGAGUUCCUUUAAAUGCCUCUGGAGACGGCACCUUCGAUUUCAUAGGUUUCCAGCCUAAUUCUGUCGUUAUCUCCAAAACCAUUAGAGCAACAGAAAAAACACUAGAAAAUUCUGGAAACUCAAAGGGAAAAUGCACAAUGGCAACGACGGUGGUGGGUUACAAAAAACUUGUGGCUAAUGGUUUGAAGAACGGAUUAAUCUUCACGGGCUACCCCGUAGUGGGUCCUCAUGCCAAAAUGCAAACCUCCGGCUCAUGCCUCUACUCCACGCGAAACGACAUCUCAUGUGCUUGGGAUCCAAGAAUAAACGGCCUCUUCUUCUACGAAACGACAGCCAUUUUCCCUGCUUCGGUCUUCAGAGGCUUCAUAAACGACGUCAAAAAACUGAGGGACCUAAACCCAGUAGAAAACUUUUGCGGGGUCGACGUUUACAACGGUUUUCUCAUACGCUUCAUUAAGGCAUCAACGGCUUACCUCGGUCAACCCGUUGACUCCGUUGUCGUUGACUUCAACUACUACCGGGCGAACGAGGCGUUGACUCCGAGGCUUAACCAAGACGUGUGGGAAGAGGUUGAACAAAUGGCCUUCUUUAAGUAUGGAGCGAAGCCCCAUUGGGCUAAGAAUCGGAACUUGGCGUUUCUUGGUGUAAAGGAUAAGUACCCGAGUUUUGGUAAGUUUACUGGGAGAAAAAAGGAGUUGGACCCUGGGAACAUUUUCUCGAGUGAGUUUUCUGAUGAGCUGUUGUUUAGGAGCCGAGAAAGUAGUACUGAGAAAAGAGAUGGGUGUGCUUUGGAGGGACAGUGUGUAUGUACUCAAGAUCGCCAUUGUAGACCUGAUAAAGGGUAUUUUUGUCAACCAGGGCUCGUUUAUAAGGAGGCUAGAGUUUGUAGGUUUGCUCACUCGUCUGUGUUCUAACACGAACGAUCUAUAUAUAUAUAUAUAUAUAUAUAUAUAUAUAUUUAUGACCUCAAUAAUAAUUAUUUUUCUUUUUUCCAUCGAAAGACCAUUCUCAUUAAUAAAGUACAAAAAGUGUGUAUACACAAGGAAGAAAUUAUUAGUUAAACUCAUUAAGGAAGGAAGUAAAUUUGAAUUAUUUUAUCAUUGUGAAGCUGAUAAUAUAUCUUAUAAAAUGUAUAAAUACGAAUAAUAAUUAAUAUAAAUAUUUUAGAAUA